Messenger RNA from Paramisgurnus dabryanus, 1409 nucleotides. RefSeq lists its product as uncharacterized. The record is from RefSeq and is a predicted model, not a curated record. Gene Ontology annotation, biological process: cell-cell adhesion. Lineage: Eukaryota; Metazoa; Chordata; Actinopteri; Cypriniformes; Cobitidae.
GCUGGAGGUAGAGAUGCGGAUGUGCAGGUGAGAUGGACGGUUUGGCCGACUGUUGCGUCUCCUCCACCAACGCACGCAGAUGAGGUCUUAUUCAACUGUGGGGCAUCUGGACCAUCUGGAGACCCGACAGAUAAACGCUGAGGCUGGAGCUGGCAGUUCGAGCACUGACAGAGUUGUUGACCGUGCAUGUAUAUUGUCCUGAAUCAUCUCUACUGGCCGGACUGAUGACCAGAGAUCCACCAUUGAUUACACGCCCCCGUUUUCGGCCGGCCCAUUUGUGGAGUUCCGCAGAACGAGUAUUUGUCCUGAAGUCUUCACAGAGAGAAGAUCCAAUAACCUACAACGGCAAACAGAACAUGACACGGAACAUUAAACUUUAAGAUUCAAAAGUCAAGGUGUCAUGGGUUUAUGGAUGCUGGUCUGGUUUCUGUUUAUGUUGUCUCACAUGCUGGUGUUUGUUCAUGGUGGAAUAUCAGUGCAGUUUAAAACUGGAGGACCCUUGUAUGUGGCUUUGGGUGAAACCCUGGUUUUGGAAGCUGUUUUUAUAAAAAAUCCAGAGGAUAAGAUCGACAUAGUGACAUGGGAGCGUGAAAGAGGAAAUGUGAAUGUGAGAAUAACGGUCAAUGCAGACAAAAUAUCUUUGGAGAAGGAAAAGGAUAAAGCACUUUUGCGGAUCAAGAAUUUAAGCCAAGAGGAUAUGGGGACCUACAAGGUGACUGUUACAGACAGUAAUGGACUCCAGAAGCAAGCCUCAAUAGAAGUCAGAAAAAUGGAUGAUCCGCCAAAAGCAUCAGUUGUGUUGGAGUGUAACGUGGAUACCAUUCGUGUAAUACAAUGGGAUGUCCCUCAGUUCUCUUGGCUGGUGGACGGCGUUCCAGUAAUCAAUCAAACAGCGCUGUUGUCUAACGGCAGUAAACUCGACAUCUCAAAGGUUCCUGGAUACAACUACACCUGUGUUAUCAGAAGCAGUCUGGGAACAUCUGUGGCAUCAUAUCUGACAUUAAAACAUACUGAAGAAUCGAAGGCAUGUCAUUCUUCUUACAGCGGACUGAUUACUGUUGGUAUUUUAUUAGCACUGGAUGGAUUUUCAUAAGAAAAUGCUGUCAAACCGGGCAUUCACCAGUUCCCUGUGCUUUUUGACUCAAUUAUAUUUUUUUAUUGUAUUGUUUAUUCUAUGGUAUUUACUUUGUAACACAUUUCAGUCUAUAUGUUUUUCAUACUAUUUAAGUUUCAUCUGCUCUCAUCUGCUGUCUGUGAUACAUAAAAACACUAUUUAUAUUAAAACACUAAAAAAAUUUAUAUUUUGAAGGAAUAGUUUGUUGCUUACUACCUCGCAUGUUUUCUUGUCCUGUGUUAUACAUUAAACGCAGUGUAUGAGAUUACAAGAAUAAAAUAGUUCAUUAAUCACA